AUGUCCCAACCCCUGUUCGGCCUCGUCCCGGCCGGCCAGCCCCUCAUAACGGAGCCGACCUCCGCACCGACGCCGACCUCGCUCCUCUUCUCCAUCCCGCCUGCUGCCGCGGCCACGGCCACGGCCUCCUCCCACAUCACCGUCUUCCUGCUGCCGGGCGCCGCACUGCCCCCCGGCACGGCGGCGGCCAUCUACCUCGUGACCCCCGGCGCCGACCCCUCCGGCACCCCGGCCUCGCGCUUCCUCGGCGGCAUCGGCCCGGGCAAGGAGAGCGCCGUGUUCAAGAUCUCGUCUUCGUCGUCGCGCACCAGUCCCAACUCACCCGGCGGACAGAGCUCGGUCGUCAUCGGCAUCGGCAUCGAGGACGCCGGAUCCGUGGCCCAGCGGGUCGAGGAGGCCGCCGCCUCUCGAGGGAUCACCGGCGGCGGCGGCGGCGGCGGCGCGCAGCAACCCAGCACUCAGGUCCUGGCGCAGAGGAUCAUCAAGAACGCGUUCAACUUCCUGUCGAGCUUCAGCGGCCAGGCCGGCCAGGUCGAGGUCGUGCCACUCAAGGCGUUUGAGGACUGGUGGCGCAAGUUUGAGAGCCGCGUGCGGACAGAUCCUGGCUUUCUGGAGAGGGAUGAUUGA
This is a messenger RNA of Thyridium curvatum, 627 nucleotides long. RefSeq lists its product as uncharacterized. The transcript has a single exon. Gene Ontology annotation, biological process: protein import into nucleus. The record is from RefSeq and is a predicted model, not a curated record. The coding region runs from base 1 to 627 and encodes 208 amino acids. NCBI's taxonomy places the organism in Eukaryota, Fungi, Ascomycota, Sordariomycetes, Thyridiales, Thyridiaceae. Gene Ontology annotation, cellular component: nucleus; cytosol. Gene Ontology annotation, molecular function: nuclear import signal receptor activity.